Molecule: messenger RNA, 2573 nt
Organism: Oncorhynchus nerka (sockeye salmon)
Lineage: Eukaryota; Metazoa; Chordata; Actinopteri; Salmoniformes; Salmonidae
Product: protein C1orf43 homolog
Exons: 8
Coding region: 391-1116 (241 amino acids)
Biological process (GO): phagocytosis
Source: RefSeq, a predicted model, not a curated record
GAAUAGAUCACGUGACAAUCCCGGAUGUCAACAAAUGAUAUCAACAACAGGGAAGUGUCAACGCUUCGUUGUUACAGAUUUUCCAAUGGAUUAACCGAGAUUUGAUCAUUAAUGUUACAGUCACUCGUGUACAUUCUGAAAGGAACUAUGAGUGAGUUCUGUUGAUUCUACGCUAGUUUAGCUUUUGACGAAGACUUUCAACAUGAGGUCAGAUUCUCCUCUCUCCAGCGUCAACGUAGUGCUUGUUAUGGCCUACGGAAGUCUGAGCGACACUGUUGAUUGUGGCCUUUGGAAUGUUGUCCCACUUCACUUCAAUGGCUGAACGAAGUUGCAGGAUAUUGGCGGCAACUGAAACACGUUAUCGUACACAUCGAUCCAGAGCAUCCAAACAUGAUGACAUGUCUGGUGUUUGUGCUGCUGUUCAUCUUUGUGAAGAGGCAGAUAAUGCGCUUCGCCAUGAAGUCUCGUAGAGGACCACAUGUACCCCUGGGCCACAACGCUCCGAAGGAGCUGAGACAGGAGAUAGACUCUGGUCUGUCCAAGGUUCAGGAGAUCCGCUUUGAGCCACGCCUGUUGUCUGAACAGGACGACAGACUACAGAGUGGCGGUUGCUAUGACUACCUAUACAGAAUGAGGGCACUAGAUGCCAUAAGAGACUCUGAUAUUCCGUUCAGUGAGUUGGGAGGGACUCCCACAGCUGUGACAGGGAGGAGAUUCCGCGCCUGGCUUCUAGAUCUGAGGAGUUCCCAUUCCCUGUUCUGCAGCAGCCGUAGUUCCCUCAUAGACACACUGCUGGAGGGCUACCACAACGCUCGCCACGGCACCGGGGUGUUUGGAGAAGCAGAGUUUGUCAAAUACAAGGAAGCCCUGAAUGAACUGGCCUCUGUUUAUUCUUCUCUCCCCAGUGUGAAGAGCCACUCCAGUUCCACCAGUCUGGACCAGCAUCACCAGUUAGCAGCUAAAGACUUGACCAGUACCCCAGAGCCCACCCCCCCCUCUCCCCCCUCCCAGGUCACAUACAUGCCGUCAGCUGGGCAACGCACCAAACGACCAAAACACUUCCUGGAACUCAAGAACUUUAAAGACAAGUACAACACCUUGGAAAGCACAUUCUGAGAACUACAAUCUCCUAUGGCAUAACACAAGAAACUACAAUUCCCGACAACUUGCUGCCUCUGACAACUGCAACUCCCUACAACCCUGAGAACUACAACUCCCUAGAAAACAACCUGAAAACUACAACAACUUCUCUGCUACUACUUUAAAUCUGUUUUGUUGCGAGUACUGGACUCACUUUUCCUUCUCUAUUUCCAAAGUAGAUGGCCUAGUGAAAAGACAAACUGUCGUUCUGCCCCUGAACAAGGCAGUUAGUUAACCCAGUGUUCCUAGGCCGUCAUUGUAAAUAAGAAUGUGUUCUUAACUGACUUGCCUAGUUAAAUAAAGGUUAAAUAAAACGGAAAUGAAGGUAGUGAUAAGUACCUCCUGGAGGUGACAUACUGGGGUUUGUGGUAAAAGAAGAGGUUGGUGAGUUAGUUUAGUGAGAGGCUUGUUAGUGCCAGCAGAGAGAGAAGAGACUUGGUAGGGUUGGUACUUGGUACAGUUUGGAAGACUGGAGCACAGCAGGAUUAACAGUAGCACAGCAGUAUAGGAAUGACAGUAACAUUACGCUGCCUUACUAGUCCUGAGGAAAAACACUGCCUACUAUCUAUCAUGCAUCUCACAUAAUAAAUAGUAAUAAAUAGUGCACUAGAUUUAAGCUGACCUUAAACAUCGUUGUGAACUUUUGCACAGACUUUGCAGGUAGAUCAUCAUGUAGGGCUAUGCAAAAGAGACCAGACAAGCUACAUGCAGUUUCUAUGCAGAAUGCAUUAAUGCAGUGUUUCCCAAACUUGGUCCUGGGGACCCGAAGUGGUGCACGUUUUGGGUUUUGCCCUAGCACUACACAACUGACUCAAAUAAUCAAAUAAUUAUCAAGCUUUGAUUAUUUGAAUGAGCUGUGUCGUCCUAGAGCAGAACCUGAAACGUACAUCUCUUGGGGUCCCCAGGACUGAGUUUGGGAAAUGCUGCAUUAAUGCAGUGUUAGAGUAAGACUUGUUUAUAAUGUGUUCAGUGCUAACUAAGCUAUUGAUGGACUAACGUUAUAGCAGACCAGCGUUCCUCACAAUGGCCCUGUAGAGCUACAGUACAGGCUGUGCAGGCUUUUGUUCCCGCCUAGCACUAACAUACCUCCAAUCAAGCUGAUUAGUAGAAUCCGGUUAGUCACUGUUGAGCUGGAACAGUACAGAAGAACUAUGGAUUAUUCCAGUAUUACUGCUAGACAUUUCCAGUAUUAUUGUCCUGGUGCCAGCACUUGUUUAGAGCAGAGCCAUGUAUUUACAUAUAUAUUGCUCUGGUUUAGGGCUAGUGUUACAAGGAAAUGAACAUGUUACACAGUCUUGACGGUUGUCUAUUUGCUGCAUAAAAAUGAUUAUACUUUUUAGAGUCUACAGUGUUUUCUUGUUGUUGCUGAAAUCUUUUUUUGUAUUCCAUUUUUAAAGAUAAUUAUUUAGAAUAAAGCAUUCAUGUUAAGUGCC